AUGAAGCUUCUCACUUCGAUUGCCGUGUUCUCAAUGCUAUCCGGAGCCCUAGCACGAGAGGGUGGAACGUGUGUGCCUCCCGACCCGGAGUACGUAAGGAACAACCCGGAUUCGCCGUGGAGAUGGGGGGAUUGUCGCAGAGUACAGCCGGAGAAUGGAGCCACCGUAUCUGUACCUUGUAGGGAGAAGUGUACAAAGGUAGCGACUUUUGUAUCACCGUAUGGAUCGUGCAAUAAUGGUGUCAAGUCCUACUUCUGUUCUAGUCUUUAUCCAUGCAACACGGAAGGCUGGGGUUGCAUUACUCACCCUAAGCCAAUCCCAGGGCACCCAGACUUGGGUUAUGCGAACUGUAGCCCAGAAUCUGAGCGUCCUCCUGCUCAAUAA
Messenger RNA from Pyrenophora tritici-repentis Pt-1C-BFP, 384 nucleotides. NCBI's taxonomy places the organism in Eukaryota, Fungi, Ascomycota, Dothideomycetes, Pleosporales, Pleosporaceae. The record is from RefSeq and is a predicted model, not a curated record.